Molecule: messenger RNA, 459 nt
Organism: Soboliphyme baturini
Lineage: Eukaryota; Metazoa; Nematoda; Enoplea; Dioctophymatida; Soboliphymatidae
Source: the annotation of a GenBank genome assembly
AUGGCACCACCGCGUAGAGGCAAACAGAAGGAUGAUCAGCCGGUCGUUUCGCUUGCCCCAGAAACCGAUGAAAAGCAAGACUUGUUUGGUGUAGCGCACAUUUUUGCGUCUUUCAACGACACCUUCGUGCAUAUCACCGACCUUUCCGGCCGUGAAACUAUCUGUCGAGUGACCGGUGGCAUGAAGGUAAAGGCCGAUCGGGAUGAAGCAUCUCCGUACGCUGCUAUGCUGGCAGCGCAGGACGUUGCAGAGCGCUGCAAGGCUCUGGGCAUCACUGCACUCCACAUCAAGUUGCGGGCUACCGGCGGAACGCGCACGAAGACACCGGGUCCCGGUGCUCAGUCUGCUCUCAGAGCACUCGCUCGAUCUGGCAUGAAAAUAGGACGCAUCGAAGACGUGACACCAAUACCGUCAGACAGUACGAGACGCAAGGGUGGACGACGUGGCAGAAGAUUGUAG